GAACACAUUCUCUGUACAAUUGCAAGAAAACUACAGGCUUUAAAAGGAAGAGCCUUAACUCUGUGGCUCUGUGACAGGCGAAGGCAAAGGCAGCAGCUUAUGUAACUGUUACUUGAAGAAACAUGAUCCCUGCGCUCACCCGUUGCACUUUGUGACUUAGCAGUUUCUCUGGCGACUGAUCGGAUUGCGUUCGGGGUAGCUGUCCCUGCUGGGCUCCUGGGGCACGGUCCUCCUGGCUCACCACAGUGUCACACAUGGCGAAUGAAGCCAAACCCUGCCCAUGCGAUAUCGGAGACAGGUUUAACUACGAGGGCUGUGGGCAGGAAGUACAAGUUGAGCACAUCAAGGCGUAUGUUUGCAAACCAUCUGGCAAAUCGGACAAAGCUGUGAUUGUGAUUCAUGAUAUAUUUGGAUGGCAACUCCCAAACACCAGAUACAUAGCAGAUCUGCUCACAGCUAACGGAUACAUAGCCAUCUGCCCAGACUUUUUUGUGGGACAAGAAGCUUGGAAACCUUCUAAUGACUGGGCUUCUUUUGAUGAUUGGCGGAAAACUCGAGAUUCCAGCAAAAUAGACAAAGAAGCUGAUGUCGUCUUGAAGUACCUACAGGAACAAUGUGGCGCAAAGAAGAUUGGAGUCAUUGGGUUUUGCUGGGGUGGAGCAGCAGUACACCAUUUGAUGCUAAAAAAUCCUCAUUUAAAGGCUGGGGUGUCCAACUAUGGAGUGAUCAGGUUUUUUCAUGAUGCAUACAACUUACUUCAUCCCACUUUCUUCAUUUUUGCUGAAAAAGAUGAUUUCAUUCCACUGGAGCAGGUUGCCUUACUGGAGCAGAAGCUUAAAGAAAACUGUAAAGUUGAUUAUGAGGUUAAAAUUUACCCUGGACAAACUCACGGCUUCGUACAUCGCAAAAGAGAAGAUAUCAGUCCUCAAGAUAAACCUUAUAUUGAGGAAGGAAGAAAGGAUAUGAUCAACUGGCUGAAUAAAUACAUUUAGCAGAAAUAAAAUGCCCAUAAAAUAAACAAUUUUUUUUUAGGAAAUCAGGAAAUGAGAGAUCGUCUUGCUUAAUAUAUUUUUAAAAUAAUCAAAAUAAAUUGUAAAAAACUUUUCUGCAGUAACACUGCAUAUUUGUACUUAUUUUCUGAGCAGAUGCCUAAACAUUUUCAAAUGUUGAAAGCCAUAAUUAUAAAGACUUUUAAAUUUGACCUUAUGUAUCUUAAAAUUAUGAGAAUCUGAUGUGGGAUAUCCUCUAGAAUGUGAAAGUUUCAUUUUUUUAAUAUUCAUAUCAAUACAAUUAAAAUAUCAUUGAAACUC
Molecule: messenger RNA, 1310 nt
Organism: Dromaius novaehollandiae (emu)
Lineage: Eukaryota; Metazoa; Chordata; Aves; Casuariiformes; Dromaiidae
Product: carboxymethylenebutenolidase homolog
Exons: 6
Coding region: 255-992 (245 amino acids)
Molecular function (GO): hydrolase activity
Source: RefSeq, a predicted model, not a curated record